Molecule: messenger RNA, 1394 nt
Organism: Toxoplasma gondii ME49
Lineage: Eukaryota; Apicomplexa; Conoidasida; Eucoccidiorida; Sarcocystidae
Product: dynein light chain 2B, cytoplasmic, putative
Exons: 4
Coding region: 977-1354 (125 amino acids)
Biological process (GO): microtubule-based movement
Cellular component (GO): cytoplasm; cytoplasmic dynein complex
Molecular function (GO): dynein intermediate chain binding
Source: RefSeq, a predicted model, not a curated record
UAGCGCACGGUGCGACAGAGUCCAUCUUCAUAUUUCCGUGUAGCCCUUCGUUUGGAUAAAAUAGUGGUAAAGGUAAGACACAGAAAGAAUGCAUCGAACUGGGGCACCAAAGAAAUAACAGGCAACUUGACUGCUUUGUGGGGAAAGCCAUUUUUCGGGCCCCGUUGCCGUGCAGGGAGUUGUCGUUAGCAUGCCCCUUUUCUCUUCUUGGAAGUUAGCACCUUGAGGAGCGGCUCGCUUGGAGUUCACGUUCCCCUCCCGAAACGCAGUGUGCAUGAUGAAAUGUUGGUGUGUCACAUAUGCUCAGACCGAGAAAUCGUAGUUCGUCUGAGCUUAUGUUGCUUCAAUAACAGGAAACCACGGAGGAUACGAGUCUUAGUUGUAUCAUUUGAUUGCCACACCAUUACCAGCGGUCCUUCCUGCUGCGCCAUUUCCUUGCACUCGCUUCGUUUGUCCACUAGAAUCAUGAUUCAGUCUGUAACUGCCUUUUCUGUCUGGUCACUUAGUUUCCCUUGGCAUGUCGACGCGGGGGUCUUCGCCGCCGUAAACCAAAUUUAUUCCUAAUUGUCCGAAUGUUCGGUUCAUCCCUGAUACGUAGGCCAAGCAUUUCUUUCCGUCUGCAGAUCUCGCGCACUGCUUUACGCAUCUCUACAGCGCCGGUGAACUAUUGAAACAUUGUCUCUAGAACGAGCUUCUUUUGGUAGAGUUGCUACGAGUGCGCACACAUGUCUGUGAGAGCUUCGCACUUAGUGACACGAAUCGCUUUCCGAGCGGGAAAUGAGUUCGCGACUUGUCACAGACGGAGCUCGACGGCGAUAUUUCCGUUUCUUCCUUGUCUAGGUCGCUUUUCUCCAUGGACUGAAGCUCACUUCUGCCACAGUUUUUGUGGUCGCUCGGUUCUCCCGUAUGACGGUAUCGCGAAAAACGAUAAACGCGGCUAUUUACGAUUCCGUAGUGCCUGACUUGCUUAACAGCCAUGGCAGGCACAGUAAAUGAGGUCGACGAAGUCAUUCGGAACUGGAUUGCUGACAAUCCCAAAGUAGUUGGCUACGUGGUGAUCACCGCUGACGGAAUCCCGAUCAAGUACCACGAGAAGAUGCCCCAUGAAAAAGCCGUCCAAUAUGCUGCGUUACUGUCGUCUUUCUGCAUGCGGUCGCGCCAAUGUCUCCGAGAACUGCUUCCGAGUGAUAACGAACUAACUUCCGUUAGGCUCAGGACCAAAGAAGGUACCGAGAUUAUCGCUGUCCAGUUUGCCGGCUACACGCUCAUUGCCAUUCAGAACUGCACUGGAAAGCCGUAUGACUACGGUGAAGAGAGUGUCGACCAGAAGGAACAAGAGUGGGAAGAACUGUGAGCGGUAACCUGUCACUUGAAACGAACUUAAAAAAACCACC